GUAUACCCUUGCCACUGCGAGCGAGCGCGAAUGCAACGCCGUUCUGCCUCAGCGUGCUACCAGCUCGGCGAUAUUGGCGUACGCACGACUGAAACGACCGCCCUUGGCACGGUAUGUAGCAGACGACCCAGUGUUAGUGAUUGCCAUGAGCGCCGUAGAAGACGACGCAGCCGCGGUUGCGGAUCGGCUCACCGCCAAGGAACAAGCCACCCUCGAUCAAUUCCGAAUCUCAACGGCCGAUCUUUCGCUACCGUCACGGGAAGACUGGUACCUGCUCAAAUGGCUGCGUGCCAGGAAGUUCGACACAAAAGAGGCAAGAAAAAUGCUGGUUGAGCACAUCGCCUGGCGAAAGAAGAACGAGGUGGACAGCAUACUGGAGGACUACCAACCCCCCAAGGUGCUCCUGGAGUACUUCCCUGGCGGCUUCGUGGACUGCAGCACUGACGGCAGGCCGGUGCUCAUAGUUCCUGUGGGACAGGCAGACUUCAAAGGCAUGCUUGAAGCCGCAUCGCGCGCUGAUCUUCUACGUCACUGCAUCUAUCUCCUGGAGUCACAAGAAGAGCUCAAGAGGAAUCUCACUCUGCAGAACGGCGGCCCUCGGAUCGAAACCAUGCACGUUGUGGCGGACAUGGAAGGCUUUUCAUUCUGGCAGCUUUCGUCUCUCGAAGUUGUGUCGGCGCUCACCGAUGUGGUUCGGAUGUACGAAGACAACUUUCCUGAAAUUCUGGAGCAGGCUUACCUCGUCAACGCGCCCAGCUUAUUUCCCCUUCUGUGGAACAUCAUCAAACCGCUGCUGACUCAGAGGACCAUGAGCAAAGUGCAUAUAUUUGGAAGAGGUGGUUGGCAAGAGCUGCUGACGAGUCGCAUGAACGUUGAGCGGCUUCCCGUACAAUGGGGCGGCAAGCUGACGGGACCGGACGGCGAUGAACGCUGCAGAAACCUGAUCUGCCCAGGUGGUACCAUCCCGGACAAGUACCGGCGAAAGGGGUCCGAAGCUGCAGGUGCCGAGUCGCACACCGUCGGAGCUGGCAGCAGCUGGACUCUGCCGGUAUCCGUGGCGCGAGCAGGCUCAGAGCUGCGGUGGGAUUUCUGCACGUCGAGCGGGGACCUGAAGUUCGCCGUACGAUUCAGGCCGAACGAUGGUGGCGCCGGAGACGUGGACGAGUCACGCGAUCUGGUGCCUCCCACGAUGGUCCCGUGUUCUCGCCACGAGCCACACAGUGGCAGCGUGCACUGCCAGGAGCCCGGAACGUAUGAGCUCGUGUUCGACAACUCGUACAGCUGGCUGACGCGCAAGGAAGUGAGCUACAGUGUGAAGCUGCUGCCUCCACCGACGAGAAGCGAGACCUGACGGAAGAGGACGCCGGAGAAGGGGACCAGUACACGGCAGUGCAUAGCGUCGCUUAUGAGCGGCGAGGUCGCUAAGGUCGACGUAGAGUUACUGUAUAUGUUCCGUAGGGAGCAUACGCAGUGACUCUAGUUCGACGUACGCAUAGGCGUGCGCAACGUUCUCCAUUAGGGGAGGGGGAAGGGGCAAAGUUUUACCGCAGCGCACCCCACCCGCCACCCCUAUAUUGCUCAUUACCGAAAGAAAACGAGCUUCACAAUGGAUGCAAAAAUGAUAAUUAAGCGACGAAGUGCUUCUCACAACAGCCUGCCCUUGGUCCCCGGCUUUCCUGGGUUAAAUAUGGGAAGUAAACGGUUCCUGGAAUGCAACAUCUGGGCUCUUCGGCCACCAUUAUCGUGAAAACCUUGCAUGCCCAUACCCUGCACUUGAAACAAUGACGGUAAAGGUCCGACUGAGCAAAGGUAUGGGGCAGACUUGGUGCUGUCCUUAGGUGAUUACGGGGGGCGCCCUCCCCCCUGCCCCCUCCCCUGUGCGCGCUCCUAUGCUGAGUGCCAUUGGAGGACAAUUCGACGUCUUCAGGAAAAGCACAGCGCUAGCUGUAUUCCUGGUACAAAGUGCCGUGCAGGGGAUGCAGCCAGGAUUUUAUUUCGAGGGAGAGGGGGGGUGAAGACGUGCUGUUUUGACCCUCUAUGUACAUGCGUACUUGUAAGUGUCCAUGUAUAAUAUAUAUAUAUAUAUACAUACCAGGCCCGUAGCCAGGAAUUUUUUUCGGAGGGGAGGGGGGGAGGCACUUGCUGAACACCUUGACUAUUUGAGAAAAAAAACUAUUUUUAUUAUUUAUUUUUGGUAAAAACACCUACUUCACCAAACUUUCGGGGGGGGGGGGGGGGGGGGCACUAGAGCCCUCCCCCUGGCUACGGGCCUGAUACAUACAGACUAAAAGGAAUUUGGGGAAGGAAGGAGGGAGGGA
Molecule: messenger RNA, 2318 nt
Organism: Rhipicephalus sanguineus (brown dog tick)
Lineage: Eukaryota; Metazoa; Arthropoda; Arachnida; Ixodida; Ixodidae
Product: SEC14-like protein 2
Exons: 13
Coding region: 146-1351 (401 amino acids)
Cellular component (GO): cytoplasm
Source: RefSeq, a predicted model, not a curated record